AUGCCUUCCGGUCUUCCAACCGCCCCAGACUCGGAAAUCGGCCUUCAGCCGCCCCCCGUCUUCGCGCCGAAACCAGGCCGGCCGGGAGUCCCAGCGGCGCCCGUGAUCGGUGACAGUCCUGUCAUCUUCAACCCCAUCAUCAUCAUCUUGAUCGGAUACCUGGAGGAGGUGAGCCCGAAUGGCUUACAGACCGCAGUGGCAAACGCUCGCGAGAAGCUGCCCGACUUCAUGGACAAGCUCAACAUUACAGACGCUCGUUCCUUCCUCGAGUUCGCCAACGACCUCUUGAAGUGGAUUCCUCAUGAGAACUAUGAGGGAAAGGACAUUUACGACAUUCUCUGCAUGUUUUUGUCCUUGGCCAGGAGCCACUAG
Messenger RNA from Purpureocillium takamizusanense, 372 nucleotides. RefSeq lists its product as uncharacterized. Bases 1 to 372 code for a protein of 123 amino acids. The transcript has a single exon. NCBI's taxonomy places the organism in Eukaryota, Fungi, Ascomycota, Sordariomycetes, Hypocreales, Ophiocordycipitaceae. The record is from RefSeq and is a predicted model, not a curated record.